AUGAUGGGAAUGCUGAGCGAAGCAGCACUGUGUGAAGGGCGGAGCACAGCAUUCAGAGGUGUUUGCUUUAGCAGUAACAAUUGUGGAACUGUUUGUGAGACUGAAGGUUUCGUUAGUGGACGUUGCAAAUUCUUUAAAUGCGUUUGCACCAAGGAUUGUAAUAGCGGAGGCGGAGGAGGAGGAGGCGGCAGUCCCGGUGGCAAUGGCCCUCCAAGUGGCGGACCUCCUGGUGGUGAUGAGAGACCACCAGAAGGACCUCCAGGUGGUGAUGAGGGACCACCAGAAGGUCCUUCAGGUGGCGGCGAGGGACCUCCAGGUGACGAUGAGGGACCACCAGAAGGUCCUUCAGGUGGUGGCGAGGGACCUCCAAGUGACGAUGAGGGACCACCAGAAGGUCCUCCUGAUGGCGCCGAGGGACCUUCUAGUGGUGAUGAGGGACCACCAGAAGAUUCCUCAGAUGGGGACGAGGGACCUCCCGGGGAAGGCCCGUCUCCGGCUGAAGGCUAA
Molecule: messenger RNA, 507 nt
Organism: Salvia splendens (bonfire salvia)
Lineage: Eukaryota; Viridiplantae; Streptophyta; Magnoliopsida; Lamiales; Lamiaceae
Product: basic salivary proline-rich protein 1
Exons: 1
Coding region: 1-507 (168 amino acids)
Biological process (GO): defense response
Source: RefSeq, a predicted model, not a curated record